UUGGUUAUCGCGGGUAUGGAAGCGUCACCUCUCACCCGUCAGCCUCCGCCGGAGGUCUUUACUCCAAAGAUCAUUCAGCUGUAUGAUUCUCUGUUCAAGGAUGACUUUGACGAGGAAAAGACUGAGGGCUUCUGGGCGGAGUUCUUUCUACUGCGACCCGAUCGAGCGGCCCUGCGACGCCUCCUGAACGAGCUGAGCCCGAGCGAUGUGCUGCAGUUCGAGGUCCGAACGAGGGAGCUCUUUGCUAGAGCUAUAGCUUCAGUCAAGGGCGGGAACAGCUUUGCGCAACUACAUGCGCUAGAUACCCUCAGCGUCUUCCUGUCAUGCCUCCUAUCCAAGCGGUACCCGCACCCUAGCUCCGAUAUCAUGGUUCUCCUCGCCGGCCUCGACCACAUCGACAACGUCUUUACCGAAUUUGUCGGAGCGCUAGAAAACAUAACCAGGAACGGGAAAGACUUGGAAACACGAUACAAGGCGAUCGAGGUGUUGCUUGCGGUUACGGCGGGGGCGUAUCAGACAACGCUGUUGACUUACCUCAUUCAGAGAGAUCUAUUCCCCUCGGUUAUGAAGUUUAUCCAAGACUCCGAGUCAUCCAACCAAGUCCUUGAACCGUUUAUCCUGCUCGGCCUCCUAGCCAACUACAACAAGUUCGAGUUCCAGAAUCCGUACCAGCUGCGGCUAAACGACUUUGUCAACGAGUCCGCCAUUCAAAAGAUUGUCAACUGCAUAGGGCAGUCGUGCCAGACGGUGCGGUCUCGGUACAUCAAGAUCCAGGAUGACCUGCCUGAAGGCUGGACCUUUAGUGCGACUCUCAACAUGCUUGGACUUGGUGCGAUUGCUCCUGGGCCUAAGCCGGUGAGGAAACCUGUUUAUGAUGUAGAGACUGCCAAGGCUCUAUUCACAAAGUUACCGGAGGAAGAAGCUGCCAUUCUUCUGGCAACAUACGACUUCACUCACGCAAACAAGCUAUUUUGCUUUAAUCUAGUGACGAUGGGGGCGGAAAAGGGUGCUGAACAGCCCAUUGCUAGCUACCUUUCUCUCACCUCCUAUCUCCUCCAGCACGCUUAUCUGUCACCCCGUGCUACCUACUAUGCCCACCUCAAUCUCAUGGUGUUCCGCCUCCUCAUCGAAGAUCCUGUCAUCUGCAAGCGGAUGUGCAGCGAAGACUCGAAGGUACCGGUGCGCCUGUGCCGGCAACGGCAGCCAUAUCUCCCCCUAGUCAAGGGCGAGAGAGUCCUGGCCAUCUCACUACUCGACACCAUGAUCGACGGCAUCAACCAUAAUCUCCGUCGACGUCUGGAUGUCAGCCUCUACUCACUCUGCUUCGGGAUCAUGCUCCGUGUCAUCUCGUACCUCUCUCGCACGCGAACUCGUCUUGAAUACCACUGGCCCGAGUUCUUCCGCUCUCUGCUUUCCAUCGUUCGCUUCUUGGCUACUUACACGGCCGACCUGAAGGAUCUACCACACAUCGACACCCUCCUUGACCACGUUGUUAAUCUCAUCGCCUUGUCUCUGUCUGCUGGUGAAGCCUUCCUUCCGACACCAGCGGCGUACGACGACCUCUUCUACAAGGUGGUAGAGUCGGGCGAGGUGUUGACAAAAUUCAAGGAGAACUACAGAUUGGGGAACCGCAACACUAACUCAAUCGACACGCUCAUCAAUGUCAGCGCACACUACAACCAGCUGCUGUCCGAGGGUGGUGCCGCGCGGCGUAAGCCUAGCGGGCUGACGACGCAGGAGGUGACUGAGGUGAUCCGGCAAGGGUACGAAACACUGAGCAUCCAGGCCAAGGAAGGAUUGGACUCGUGGGAACGGUACCGAGAGGCAGAUGAGAGGACCCUCCUCAAGAAGGUGGCGAGGGCAGCGGUUGGGGACGUGAGGGUCAUGGUUGAGCGGUAA
Molecule: messenger RNA, 1899 nt
Organism: Fusarium falciforme
Lineage: Eukaryota; Fungi; Ascomycota; Sordariomycetes; Hypocreales; Nectriaceae
Product: DUF1741 domain-containing protein
Exons: 6
Coding region: 16-1899 (627 amino acids)
Biological process (GO): regulation of Golgi organization
Cellular component (GO): cytosol
Source: RefSeq, a predicted model, not a curated record